Messenger RNA from Diutina rugosa, 1329 nucleotides. RefSeq names its product Emp46p (gene EMP46). The transcript has a single exon. Gene Ontology annotation, biological process: Golgi organization; endoplasmic reticulum to Golgi vesicle-mediated transport; endoplasmic reticulum organization. Bases 1 to 1329 code for a protein of 442 amino acids. The record is from RefSeq and is a predicted model, not a curated record. Gene Ontology annotation, cellular component: COPII-coated ER to Golgi transport vesicle; Golgi membrane; endoplasmic reticulum membrane. Gene Ontology annotation, molecular function: D-mannose binding. Lineage: Eukaryota; Fungi; Ascomycota; Pichiomycetes; Serinales; Debaryomycetaceae.
AUGCGAUUGAUCUCACCGAUAGUCGCCGCUGUUACGACUAUAUUGGUGGCAGGCGUGUAUGCUCAUGAUGAGCCAGGUCCCCAGUCACUCCCGAACUUAUUUUCCGUCAAUUCGAUCAACGAUAUCACCAAAAGUGGUUGGAGACUGACAGGUGAUAUUCGCUAUGAUCAGGGUCGACUCCUAGUACAGAAUGGGGCUAUUUGGAAAGAAAAAGAGCUUGCAAACACUGACAAUGAAUGGGUUAUGGAACUCACCUUCAGAACUCUGGGAAUUUCGUCCGAUUCUGCUAACACUGCCACUACAAAUGGAUUGGCGUUGUGGCUUACUUCGAAACGUGAAACUGACACUUCGAACUAUGGCGGUCCCGCCAAAUUUGACGGUUUUCAGUUCUUAUUGAAUUCUGGUGCUGACAUUCGUGGUUUGGCUAUAUUCAAUGGCGACGGUCAAACACCCAUUGAACCUGGUUCCGCGAACGCUCUUGGUGAAUGUCGAUUCAACUACUUGGACUCGCUGGUUCCUUUCACACUUAGAAUAUCCUACACGAAAGCAACAAAUAUCUUCAAGGUGCAGAUUGACAAUAACUUAUGUUUCCGCACAGACAAAAUCAUUAUACCGCAUGGACAGAAAUUGCAUUUGGGGAUUUCGGCACUGCUGGGAUCAAGUGAGGAGUAUGAGAUUUUCAAGUUAAAUGUUUGGGACCACUUGACACAAGACGCCAUCGAUGAUCAUGGUUUGAUCGAGGAUGGAAAGCUUAAACUUCAGUUUAAGACCAUUGUAGCUUCUCAAAACGCCAAAUCUCCGCAAGAGUCAGUCUUGGAAAGACAAAGACAAUUUAUUGAGCAGCAACAAGAACAGAAACACCAAGAUUCAUUGGUUCAACCUCAAUUAAAAGAGAUUCUCUCACACGUACUGAGCCUUGAAAACCGAAUCGACAGCUUGGUCCAACAGCUUGCAAGUGGUAGCGGAGGACUGGGCACCGAUGGACUGGCUAUAACUUUACAGUUCAAUGAGUUUCGCCAAGAGAUCGUCAAAUACGAAAGCGAGAUGCUCAGAGCAUUUAAAGAGCUCAAUGAUAGACUUGUGGGUGAGGUUAGGGAGCAUCAGCAUACAGUUGAUACUUUGACCAAGCAGAUGGAUUUGCUUAUGAGUCAUCAUGAAGAGUUGGCAAACUUACAACCUCCCCAGGUCCUCGGUGAUUCGCAACUGGAAUCAGCGAUAGUACUGACAAUAUUCCGGUGGGUGUUAUUACCUGUAAUUAUCUUGUUGGCUUUAAUUUUAGUGGUGAUGUUCAGAUUGAGACGUGAUAUCAAGCAUCUGAAGCUUUUGUGA